Ficedula albicollis (Collared flycatcher) is the source of this 999-nucleotide messenger RNA. RefSeq names its product transmembrane 4 L six family member 4 (gene TM4SF4). Bases 224 to 823 code for a protein of 199 amino acids. NCBI's taxonomy places the organism in Eukaryota, Metazoa, Chordata, Aves, Passeriformes, Muscicapidae. The record is from RefSeq and is a predicted model, not a curated record. The transcript is spliced from 5 exons. Gene Ontology annotation, cellular component: membrane.
AUUGACAUCACGGCUGCAAGGACAUAUAAAAACCAGCACAGUGCAUUUUGGAUUGACUACAGGAACACUGACAGGAGCGUUCUACAGGCUCAGCUCCCCUAACAGCACCGCAGUAACUGGAUUUUGCAGAGUACACCGAGAAGCUUCUUUUCACAAACCAGUUCUGAGAACAUCUGGGAGACUUUGUUUUGUCUUCAGUGGUUUGCAGCUCCUUUAGAGCAGCAUGUGCACGGGAGGCUGUGCCAAGUGCCUGGGAAUUACCCUCAUCCCCCUGGCCGUGCUCUGCACCCUUGCCAACAUUUUGCUGUUUUUCCCUGGAGGAACAGUGGCUAAAGACAAUGGACACAUUACAGAUGAAGUUUGGUACUUUGGAGGGAUCGUGGGAUCGGGUCUUUUGAUGAUCUUCCCUGCCUUGGUAUUUUCGGGCCUUCAGAAUAAUGAUUGCUGUGGAUGCUGUGGUAAUCAGAGCUGUGGAAAGAGGUUUGCGAUGUUUUCUUCUAUAAUAUUUGCUGCUGUUGGAGUUCUGGGAGCUGGAUACUGCUUUAUUUUAUCGGCAGUAGCCCUGCACAAAGGCCCUAAAUGUGAAGUUAAAGGAAACUGGACCUACCCCUUCAAGGAUGGGGAUUAUCUCGGUGACCACUCACUGUGGAGUGAUUGUGAGAGGCCUGAAAAUAUUGUGCCGUGGCACCUGAGCCUGUUCUCGCUGCUGCUGGUGAUGAGUGGGAUCCAGGCAGGGCUCUGCGCCAUCCAGGCGGUGAACGGCCUCUUUGGGACCCUCUGUGGGGACUGCAAGUGCUGCUGUGGGGGAAAUGGAACUGUCUAACUCCAGUGGAAUAUUGCAGAGAGCUCCUUGCCCUGGGAGGAUCCCUGUGCAGUCUCCACAAGGCAGCCCUUGCCUGCCCUGACACUGGCUGAGAAGAGAAUGGAGGGCUCUUCCUCCCACCAGUGAUAGGGAGCCCUGACUCCCUUUCCAGCCUUCCUGAAAUCCUCAUCGUGGAA